AUGCUUGCCUCUCCGCAGUGUACAUUGGGGGGAGAACUUCUUGCCGCAAACGUUACUCCCAUCUCUGCCGUUUAUUGUGACCCGAGCGGUGGCCUUUGGGCGAUUCACGCCUCUGGGAUGUGUGUCUUUUACUUUUCUGCAUCUGCGGUGGCCGAUAUAAUUUCGUCAACGUCGUCUUCGUCCUCGGCUUCUUUUUCGGGCGUGGCGGCCAUAGGGGCGAAAUCGAAGGUACCUUCUGCUCCUAUUUUUGAGUGCAGCGAGGAGGAUCAGAUCCUUGCGGUUGUAUUUCCGACGACAUGCAAUGCAAGCCGCUUGUUUGCGUGUAUUGCCACGACGGAAGGUCGGCUCGUGUUGGUAGACACUGAGGAGCCUGUGAAUGUGCUUCGCCAGUGUGAUAUUGGUACACUGUUCACAGCCGUGACGCCUGUACCGAUGGACGCGGCGGGUGAGGCGGCAGAGGAUGGGGCCGGUGUGUUGGUUUCAUCGUUUGACGGGACAUUUAGUGAGGUGGUGUUUGUCCACUGGGAGGGUGAUGACAAGGCGGUGGUGACUGCAACGGGCCUAUUUCGCAUUCGCGGUAAUCUUCACAACGUGAUACUCGAUGAGGCUUCCAAGCGCAUUUUAACCAUCACUAAGCAUGGAGAAGUAGACGUGUGGAACUGGCGAAAGGGAUUUGACGAGACGCUUUCGUUUGGCAUGCUGGCCUACUCCGUUGACGACUACGGCGAGCCGUCAUGCAGCAUACUGCUCAGCGGGGGACGCCUGUGGAUCGGGACGAUGAUGGGCUACAUUGUUGUCUUUCAUUUGAGGCCAGGCGUGAGUGAUGGGUCGCCGCGGCACGUGUGGCAGGCACACAGUAAUGCGGUGGCCAUACGGAGUCUUCUUUUGAUGUCGCUUGGGCGUCACAUCUGGAGCUACGCAGCGGACCGACAGGCGCUUGUCUGGGAUGCGGAGGCAUGGACGCUACAGGGAUCUUUUCAGUUUCCGGGCGAUGGGUUUUCAAAACUGCACGGUGGCCUGCGCUGCAUGGAUACCAUUGCGUGGGGCAUUGAUGAGACGGCAGGGACGGUGACGUGGUUUACCGUAAAAGAGCCUUUUUUGCGAGCAGAUUGUGGAUUACCUUUUGGGCGCGACGAGUGCGUCAUGCCGCGGGGCGAGGUUGAGCGUCUGCAUUUGCUUGAGACGCUCGUCUCACACCUUUGUUCACAGGUGCUACAUGCAGCGUCCAGUGACGAGGGAACGGCGGUGCGGGAGAGGAGUUCGAGCCCUAAUGACGAGCAGACGCCGAAAAAUGGGGUGAACGAAGAGGAGGAGGAGCAAAACAUGGCAACACCGCCGCACAUUGAAUUGGCGCUGCAGCAGCUCGACGAAGAUCAUCCGAGCGCACGACUGCUUCCACCAGCCGUGGCGUCGCUUGUCGUGGGCUGGCGGAUGGUGCGAAGGACGCUUGCGGACGCCGGGAUGCGUUCACGGAGUUUUCUGGAGGACGUCCAAGUUCUCCUGCAGGAUAACCGCCGACACAAAGAGUUGCAGACGCAAGUUCGCCGUUGCCUUGCGGAGCUCCGUCAGGAAUUGCAGCACGGCGACGUGUGCGAUACCCUCGACGACGUGGUGGACGUCUUUCGAGCCCUCGUACGACGUGUGGAGGAAGACUCACCUGCAGCGUCGCCGGCCCAUUCGGCAAUCGACCGAAACCGGCGGACGCCCUCAAGAACCCACAGUGGCUCUACAGACGACGCCAUAAAAACGGUUCCGUCCCUUGUGGAGGCAAGUGACGACGUGCGUGCAAGGCGGCUGGAGGAGGAUCUCAUGCAUGAAAGACAGCGCCGGGAGCGCAGUGAGAUGCAGCUUACAGAAGCGUAUGACGAGAAGCGGGAGCUGCAGCGACAGUUGACUCAAUCCAUGCGUCUCCAGGAAGACUACGAGGAGCGUUUGUUGUCGCUUGAGCGGUCUCUUAAGACAGCAAAGAAGGCCGCGGCAGUGACAGCGACAGAGGCGGCACGAUUCUCUGAGAUGGAGGCGAAUCUCAACGAGGCACAUCACACGAUUCAUGUGCUGCAGGAUAAAUUGGAGGGCCUCAUGCGUGAGAGACAAGAGUCUCUUCAAACAGCACAGGAGAAUAAAUCUCUGCAUGCCGAAGUUCAGAAUUUCCAGAUGAAGGAGCAGGUCGCCAGACGGGCAUUGGCUAGCUUUAUCGAGACGCAAGAUUUUAUGCUUGACAAACUGAGUGACGUGCUACAACACACGAACACGGAAGUGGAAUUGUACUCUGAGGUUUCGUCUCUUUACGAGAUGUUCUGUUCCCGUGUGGAGAUGCAGCAUGGGUUUCUUGUUGAACUUAAGCGCGGCUACGCACGGCAGCGCGAUAAAGACACAUGA
Messenger RNA from Trypanosoma cruzi, 2379 nucleotides. RefSeq lists its product as uncharacterized. NCBI's taxonomy places the organism in Eukaryota, Euglenozoa, Kinetoplastea, Trypanosomatida, Trypanosomatidae. The transcript has a single exon. Bases 1 to 2379 code for a protein of 792 amino acids. Gene Ontology annotation, molecular function: protein binding. The record is from RefSeq and is a predicted model, not a curated record.